CGGCAAGCUUCCGCUUAGUUGAAAGACGUUGACAAUCGUUGCUGAAAAUGUCAUAAUAUUAUAAUGUUUGACUGUUCAUGUUGUUGAUUUCUUUGCUCAAUUUUAGUGAUAACUUAUAUGGCACUUUAUGGUAUGUUACUCGUUAAUCUAUGGCCCAUUUUUAUAGGACAAUUUGUCUGAUAGCCAACUUGGCAUGCUAGCUAACGUUAGCUAGCUUGGACUGCUAACAUUCAAUAGGUAGCUUGGCAUCUCUAGCUAGCUCUGUAUGAUGAAUAGUGUUAAAAAUUGCUGUGUAGGUGUAUCAUGUCCAUGGACCAUUUAUGGACCAUGUCUGUUCACAUUUUUAUAAAGAUAAGACCUGUUCGUUGUCAGUCAUAUUUGCUGCAUGUGAAAGUGGUUCCAAUAUAGCCAUAUUCUUGAUAACUAUUUGGAAAUGGUAUGUGUCUUGUCCCUGCAGUAUGACAGGUGAGGAGAAUGACUUCUAUUAUCAAACUGACCGCCGUGUCGGGGGUGCAGGAGGAGUCUGCCCUCUGCUACCUGCUGCAGGUGGAUGAGUUCCGCUUCCUCCUGGACUGUGGCUGGGAUGAGAGCUUCUCUAUGGACAUCAUUGAUGCCAUGAAAAGGUAGAACACACAUCAUAAUCUAAGCCAGUAGUUCUCAAUGGGGUACUUGGCCUGUCCAAAGGGAGUACUUGGUAAGACUCAGAACAUAGGCCUAAUGAUUAUUUACACAUGAAGGGGUACAUCGGGCAGAGCAAAAUGUGAUUGGAGGUACGGAUUAAGCUAUCUAGACAUCCCAUUGAUUCCUGAAGUCAACAACUAGAACUUGUCACUGUCAAUCAGAUCUCUUACGGGCCAUUCCUUCUCUUAUCAAUAGGUAUGUCCACCAGGUUGAUGCAGUGCUCCUCUCUCAUCCCGACCCCUUGCACCUGGGGGCUCUGCCCUACGCCGUGGGCAAGCUGGGCCUCAACUGCCCCAUCUACGCCACCAUCCCCGUCUACAAGAUGGGUCAGAUGUUCAUGUAUGACCUGUAUCAGGUAAGGGCAGGAGCAUGUUAACCUGGUUCCAGAUCUGUUUGUGCUGUCUUGCCAACUCAGCAGGACAGCACAAACAGAUCUGGGACCAGGCUAGGGGAUGUGGGUGAUGUCCAACACCCUAUUGAACAAGAGGUGACCAUGCACUGUAAAACUAUUCUCACUAUUGUGAUCUGUUGUUUUGGUAGUCGCGCAACAACACUGAGGACUUCAACCUGUUCACCCUGGAUGAUGUGGACUGCGCUUUCGAUAAAAUCCAGCAGUUGAAGUACUCCCAGAUUGUAAAUCUGAAAGGUCAGUAAACCAUGUAUCAGUCUUAAAUAAUGAUUGAAUGAUGAUGAUAUAAUUUCUAUUGAGUAAUCUCUUUGUUCAAGCUGAAACACUGGUUCAAUCAACCUUUCUACUUUUCUGGACAGGGAAAGGACAUGGUCUGUCCAUCACUCCACUUCCUGCUGGUCACAUGAUUGGAGGGACAAUCUGGAAGAUCGUGAAGGAUGGGGAGGAGGAGAUUGUUUACGCGGUGGACUUCAACCACAAGCGAGAGAUGUGAGUAGAGACUGGAUAGAGCAGAGCAUGUUUAUUUAGCUGCUGAACCUUCAAGGUACAGUACAUUACCAAAGGUAUGUGGACACCUGCUCAUCGAACAUCGCAUUCUAAAAUCAUGGGCAUUAAUAUGGAAUUGGUCCCCCCUUUGCUGCUGUAACAGCCUCCACUCUUCUGGAAAGGCUUUCCACUAGAUGUUGGAACAUUGCUGCUGGGACUUGCUUCUAUUCAGCCACAAGCAAUUGUGAGGUCAGGCACUGAUGUUGGGCAAUUAAGCCUGGCUUGCAGUCAGCGUUCCAAUUCAUCCCAAAGAUGUUCAUGAGGUUGAGGUCAGGGCUCUGCAGUCAAGUUCUUUCACACCGAUCUCGACAAACCAUUUCUGUAUGGACCUGACUUUGUGCACGGGGGCAUUGUCAUGCUGAAACAGGAAAGGGCCUUCCGCAAACUGUUGGAAGCACAGAAACUGUUUGAAGCACAGAAUCGUCUAGAAUAUCGUUGUAUGCUGUAGCGUUAAGAUUUCCCUUCACUGGAACGAAGGGGCCUAGCCCGAACCAUGAAAAACAGCCCCAGAUCAUUAUUCCUCCUCCACCAAACUUUACUGUUGGUACUAUGCAUUGGGGCAGGUAGCAUUCUCCUGGUAUCCGCUAAACCCAGAUUAGUCUGUCGGACUGCCAGAUGGUGAAGCGUGAUUCAUCACUCCAGAGAACGCAUUUCCACUGCUCCAGAGUCACAUGGCGGCUAGCUUUACACCACUCCAGCCGACGCUUGGCAUUGUGCAUCAUGGCUUGUCUGCGGCUGCGCAGCCAUGGAAACCCAUUUCAUGAAGCUCCUGACAAACAGUUCUUGUGCUGACGUUGGUUCCAGAGGCAGUUUGGAACUCGGCAGUGAGUGUUUGUGUUUGUAUUUAUUAUGAAGCUCGGUGCAUUCAACAUGUCAAUACCUCUCAUAAAUACAAGUAGUAAUGAAGUCAGUCUCUCCUCCACUUAGUGCCAGGAGAGAUUGACAUGCAUAUUAUUAAUGUUAGCGCUUUGUACAUCCAAGGGCCAGCCGUGCUGCCCUGUUCUGAGCCAAUUGCAAUUUUCCUAAGUCCAUUUUUGUGGCACCUGACCACACGACUGAACAGUAGUCCAGGUGCGACAACUAGGGCUUGUAGGACCUGCCUUGUUGAUAGUGCUGUUAAGAAGGUAGAGCAGUGCUUUAUUAUGGACAGACUUCUCUCCGUCUUAGCUACUGUUGUAUCAAUAUGUUUUGACCAUGACAGGUUAAAAUCCAGGGUACACAAGCAGUUUAGUCACCUCAACUUGCUCAAUUUCCACAUUAUUUAUUACAAUAUUUAGUUGAGGUUUAGUGAAUGAUUUGUCCCAAAUACAAUGCUUUUAGUUUUAGAAAUAUUUAGGACUAAUUUAUUCCUUGCCACCCACUCUGAAACUAACUGCAGCUCUUUGUUAAGUGUUGCAGUCAUUUAAGUCGCUGUAGUAGCUGACGUGUAUAGUGUUGAGUCAUCCGCUUUACUCAAAGCCAGUGGCAUAUCGUUUGUAAAGAUUGAAAAAAGUAAGGGGCCGCUGCCCUGGGGAAUUCCUUAUUCUACCUGGAUUAUGUUGGAAAGGCUUCCAUUAAAGAACACCCUCUGUGUUUUGUUAGACAGGUAACUCUUUAUCCACAAUAUAGCAGGGGUUGUAAAGCCAAAACACAUACGUUUUUCCAGCAGCAGACUGAUCGAUAAUGUCAAAAGCCACACUGAAAUCUAACAAAACAGCCCCCACAAUCUUUUUAUCAACAAUUUCUCUCAGCCAAUCAUCAGUCAUUCGUGUAAGUGCUGUGCUUGUUAAAUGUUCUUCCCUAUAAGUGUGCUGAAAGUCUGUUGUCAAUUUGUUUGGUCGAACACAAUUUUUUCCAAAAGUUUACUAAGGGUUGGUAACAGGCUGAUUGGUCGGCUAUUUGAGCCAGUAAAGGGGGCUUUGCUAUUCUUAGGUAGCGGAAUGACUUUUGCUUCCCUCCAGGCCUGGACGCACACACUUUCUAGUAGACUUAAAUUGAAAAUAUGGCAAAUAGAAGUGGCAAUAUCAUCCACUAUAAUCCUCAGUAAUUUUCCAUCCAAGUUGUCAGACCCCGGUGGCUUGUCAUUGUUGAUAGACGCCAAUAACCUCUUCCACACUCACUUUACGGAAUUCAAAAUUACAAUGCUUGUCUUUAAUAAUUUGGUCAGAUGUACUUGGAUGUGUAGUGUCAGCAUUUGUUGCUGGCAUGUCAGGCCUAAAUUUGCUAAUCUUGCCAAUGAAAAAGUAAUUAAAGUAGUUGGCAAUAUCAGUCGGUUUUGUGAUGAAUGAGCCAUCUGAUUCAAUGAAUGAGUUUGCUCCAAAGCUUUUUACUAUCAUUCUUUAUGUCAUUUAUCUUUGUUUCAUAGUGUAGUUUCUUCUUCUUUUUAUUCAGUUUAGUCACAUGAUUUCUCAAAUUUGCAAUACGUUUGCCAAUCGGGUGUGCAGCCGGACUUAUUUUUACAUUUUAGUCAUUUAGCAGACGCUCUUAUCCAGAGCGACUUACAGUUAGUGAGUGCAUACAUUUUUCAUACUUGCCCCCCGUGGGAAAUGAACCCACAACCCUGGCAUUGCAAGCGCCAUGCUCUACCAUUCCUUUUGCCUCAUCCCUCUCAACCAUACCAUUUUUCAAUUCCUCAUCAAUCCACAGGGAUUUAACAGUUUUUAGUCAUUUUCUUAAUGGGUGCAUGCUUAUUAAUAACUGGAAUAAGUAAUUUCAUAAAUGUGUCAAGUGCAGCGUCUGUUUGCUCCUCAUUACACACCACGGACCAACAAAUAUUCUUUACAUCAACAACAUAGGAAUCACUACAAAACCUAUUGUAUGACCUCUUAUACACUAUAUUUGGCCCAGCCUUUGGAACUUUGGUUUUCCUAGAUAUGGCUACUAUAUUGUGAUCACUACAUCCGAUGGAUCUGGAUACUGCUUUCAAGCACAUUUCUGCAGCAUUAGUAUAGAUGUGAUCAAUACAUGUUGAUGUUUUUAAUUCCUGUGCUGAUUGUAACUACUGUGGUAAGUUGACUGAUAACCUGAACCAGGUUGCAGGCACAGGUUACAGUUUUAAGCUUUUUCUUGAGUGGGCAGCUUGAUGAAUGCCAGUCAAUAUUUAAAUCACCCAACCGAGGACAGAUGAUUUUUACGUGGUUGUGUGGCCAACGAUUUUGCGGCUGAGCCGUUGUUGCUCCGAGACAUUUCCACUUCACAUUAACAGCACUUACAGUUGACUGGGGCAGCUCUAGCAGGGCAGAAAUUUGACGAACUGACUUGUUGGAAAGGUGGCAUCCUAUGACAGUGCCACGUUGAACUUCACUGAGCUCUUCAGUAAGGCCAUUCUACUGCCAAUGUUUGUCUAUGGAGAUUGCAUGGCUGCGUGCUCGAGUUUACACACCUGUCAGCAACGGGUGUGGCUGAAAGAGCCGAAUCCACUAUUUUGAAGGGGUGUCCACACUUUAAUAUAUAGUCGUUUUUUUUUUUUUUUACUAGUUUGUCUGUUACCUCGUCACCUUUUUUUCCCUUAUAUAUUUUGUAUUUUCUAUCGGAUAGAGGAGAGACAGUGGGCAAGAUGAUAUAUGUUACGAAGGCAGUAGGCCAGUUUCGAACCCACUCCAACAGUGGCAUGCUGUAGGCGGCGGCACUGACCGCUAGACCACCCAGGCCACGCCUCAACACUUGUCGCCUAUUUGACGUAUUGUAAAUCUUUCCUCCAGCCAUCUGAAUGGGUGUACAUUGGAGUCGGUGAGUCGUCCCUCUCUGCUCAUCACAGACUCCUUUAACGCUACAUACGUGCAGCCACGUCGCAAACAAAGGGACGAGCAGCUUCUAAGUAAGUUAAUCAACUCUCAAUCGUGUGCAGUAAUGCUAUCCUGAUCACAAAUGUGUUUAUGCUGUCUUGCCAACUCCUGUAGUCACUGUCACGUCAUGGCCAUGGGAGUUGGCUAGACAGCACAAACAUAUCUGGGCCCAGGCUACAGUAAUACCUAUUAGUUAAAUAUGAAAACAUUUUCUGAUUCGCCAAUCAUUACCCCCUUUAGCCAAUGUGAUGGAGACGCUACGCGGCGAUGGCAACGUGCUGAUUGCCGUGGAUACGGCGGGCCGUGUGUUGGAGCUGGCUCAGCUGCUGGACCAAAUCUGGAGGACGAAGGACGCUGGGCUCGGGGUCUACUCUCUGGCCUUGCUCAACAACGUCAGCUACAACGUGGUGGAGUUCUCCAAAUCUCAGGUCUCGGCCACACACACACCCUUUCAUUACAUGGUCACCCAGUACAAGACAAUCUUCAAAAUACUUUGUUUGUUUCUGCCUUCCUGCAGUGCCAGAUGGGUGGGAUUUGCUCUUUUGGGACUAUUCCAUUGGUUCAGUUGCACCAUGCAAGCUCAAUGAAGCAGAGCUAAAGUAUUUGAAAGAUCUCAAAUAGUAUCUGAACCCAGGUCUGUAGCAGAUACAUGUCUCUAGCUCACUCACUAUGAGGAAAUGUGAUCAAAUGUGUGCUAAUGUUCACUUUUCAAUAGUGCUCACUGAUCAGUCAUACAUUUUGUGAAAAAUAUUAAAACGAUAGCAUUUUGUGGCAUGGAAUUCAUAUUUCUCACAAUGUUGUUGUUACAAACGGCGCAUGUCCUGCUAAUAUUGUGUGGUUAUCCUGUCAUUGUAAUAGGCAUGGUAACAAUAGUCGUGAUUCUGACUGUUAUAUUCUCCCCUACAGGUGGAGUGGAUGAGUGACAAGCUGAUGCGCUGCUUCGAGGACAAGCGCAACAACCCCUUCCAGUUCCGCCACCUGUCCCUAUGCCACAGCCUGGCCGACCUGGCCCGGGUGCCCAGCCCCAAGGUGGUGCUCUGCAGCCAGCCCGACCUGGAGUCUGGCUUCUCCCGCGAGCUCUUCAUCCAGUGGUGCCAGGAGGCCAAGAACUCAGUGAUCCUCACCUACCGCACCACGCCCGGCACCCUGGGCCGCUACCUCAUCGAUAACCCCGGGGAGAAGAUGCUGGACCUGGAGGUGAGACUAGGACAGAGGUCGGCAACUAGGUUUGGCUUCGGGACAAUUUUUCUGAGCUAGUGGUUGCAGGCCAGAACAUAAUUAGCAUAAUAGCAGCCCAAUUCAUAGGCCUACACUACAAAUGUAACACCAUUGGUCCAAUGCAGCCAUUUUAAUCUCAAUAUCAAAUAAUUUCAGUACCUUACUUAGAUUGUUUUCAAUUAAAAUGGUCAAACAAAAACAAAAAUAGUUUCUUAGCAAAGGGCAAUUUCUCAAGCAAGAAUUUUGCUAGGAGUGGUCUGAGUGUGGAGGUGAAGACUGAAAAUUAGCUGUUAUUGGCAGAGAGGUUUGGAACUCUCUUCUUGGUCUAUUAACUAAUUUGCCGCUUGGUGAUGUCACCAUUGAAGGCCAAAACUCCAUCCCACCAAAACGGGCAGAAAGUUUGAAACGGCUCUUACACUAAAAGGGCAUUAUCAUUAUUUUCACAAUUUCACAGUAUUAUUCCAACCUCAUAGUGUAGAAAUAUAUAUAUAAAGCACAGGACAAUCACACUUUUGACUGCACUGGGCCUUUAACACAUAAACGCAACAUGCAACAAUUUCAAAGAUUUUACUGAGUUACAGUUCAUAUAAGGAAAUCCGUCAAAUGAAAUAAAUUCAUUAAGCCUAAUCUAUGGAUUUCACAUGACUGGGAAUACAGAUAUGCAUCUGUUGGUCACAGAUACCUUAAAGAAAAGUAGGCGUGGAUCAGAAAACCAGGCAGUAUCUGGUGUGACCACCAUUUACCUCAUGCAGCGCGACACAUCUUCUUCGCAUAGAGUUGAUCAGGCUGUUUAUUGUGGCCUGCUCCUCUUCAAUGGCUGUGCGAAGUUGCUGUAUAUUGGCGGGAGCUGGAACACGCUGUUGUACACGUCGAUCCAGAGCAUCCCAAACAUGCUCAAUGGGUAAUAUGUCUGGUGAGUAUGCAGGCCAUUGAAAAACGGGGACAUUUUCAGCUUCCAGAAAUUGUGUACAGAUCCUUGCGACAUGGGGCCGUGCUUUAUCAUGCUGAACCAUGAGGUGAUGGCAGCGGAUGAAUGGCACAACAAUGGGCCUCAGGAUCUCAUCACAGUAUCUCUGUGCAUUAAAAUUGCCAUUGAUAAAAUGCAAUUGUGUUCGUUGUCCGUAGCUUAUGUCUGCCCAUACCAUUACCCCACCGCCACCAUGGGGCACUCUGUUCACAAUGUUCCCAAACACGUGGUCUGCGGUUGUGAGGUCGGAUGGAUGUACACUCUCUCCCUCCCUUCCACACACACCACACACACUCUCUCCCUCCCUUCCACACACUCUCUCCCUCCCUUCCCACACACACUCUCUCCCUCCCUUCCACACACACUCUCUCUCCCUCCCUUCCACACACACUCUCUCCCUCCCUUCCACACACACUCUCUCCCUCCUUCCACACACACCUCCUCCCUCACACCACCCCCUUCCCACCACACCACACACACACUCUCCCACCCCCUUCCACACACACUCCUCCCCUCCUUCCACACACUCAUCACACACCCUCCCACCCUUCACACACACCCACCCUUCACACACACUCUCACCUCCCUUCACCACACACACUCUCCUCCUCUCCCUUCCACACACACUCUCUCCUCUCCACACUCUCCACCCCUUCCCCACACACAACUCCUCUCCCUCUCACACACACCUCUCCUCCCUUCCACACACACACCUCUCUCCCUCCCUCCACAUUCCACACACACACUCUCUCCCUCCUUCCACACACACUCUCUCCCUCCCUUCCACACACACUCUCUCCCUCCCUUCCACACACACUCUCCCUCCCUUCCACACACACUCUCUCCCUCUCUUCACACAACACUCUCUCCUCCCUCCACACACCUCUCUUCCCUUCCACACACACCACACACUCCUCCACUCCUUCACCACAACACUCUCUCUCCCUCCUUCCACACAUACACACUCUCUCCCUCCCUUCCACACACACACUCUCUCUCUCUCCCUUCCACACACACACUCUCUCUCCUCUCUCCCUCCCUUCCACACACACACACACUUCUCCCAACUUUUAAAACGUUAGGCACCAAACAGAAUGUAAGGAGCACCAGAAAUACAUAAUGUUUGAUAUAGUUUAGUCUUUCAUUAGGCCUAUAUGAAUCCUACCUUUGAAGCACUUCUCAUGAGUAGCCGCACCUUUUUCCUUUCUUCCUGUGCCAAUCAAAUUUACAUAAACCUUCUGUCAAGUUACCAGGUUGUUAGCUAGCUAGGUAACGUGACUGAACAACGUUGUUUGUUAUCAAACCAAUAGUUAGCGACCCGGGAUUAGUUUAAAACGGCCCGCGACAUGGUUUCUGAAGUUAUAUAAAAUGCGUGCGAAUCUCGAUAAUAUGGGUAAUCAUUUUUAACCGUAUAGGCUAGAGACAAGCCGUUUUCUUUGCUGUAAAGCUGCAAACAUUCUUGUUGCGGUGCUCCAUUUCCCCUCCCUGACACUGAGGCAGUGAACUUGCAAACUCUACUCAGACUGGUCUGUGCUCUUUGUUAUAACAGGUGAUGAAAUGAUACAAUGUGUCAGCAUUGCUCACUUUGCGCACUAAUCCAAUGUAACAAAUGUACAAUUCUAACAACAGAAGACUCAUCAGGGUCUGGGUCUGCAUCCCCGCUCGCCAUCACGGUUCAAUUAUAUUUAAAUAAACUGACGGAGGAAUAGAUGCGCGCAAAGAGCAGACAGAGAGAAGGAUGCGGCUGGCUGAUUACAGCUGACACAGGUGAUAUGCGCUUGAAAGGGAAGUGGAUAUUAUUGGACUAGAGACUAGUGGCUGUUGCUUAAAUUCAACCGAAUUUAUAAACCAAACUAAAUGUAUAAACAUUUUAUAACAGGCGCCAGCAGGUUCUUUAUAUCGGUAGGGCGGAAAAAGUUGGUAGUAUCAUUUGAAACUGUACUAGUAUCAUGAGGUUUUGGUACCGUGAUAUUACCGUGGUACCGGUAUACCGUACCACACUUCAGCACAAAGCACGCUUGCCUUAUUAGUUCACUGUCUCUCUCUCCUCAUGAACUGAAGUUAAAAUGUAACUUUUGCAUUAUUUUGGUGGGGUAACUUCUUCUUGGGACAUUACAUUUGGACCCGAUACUUAAAAACAACAUUUUAUGCAUAAUUAAUAUGGGGGGCUUUGGGGGGCCCAAAAAAUAGGAGGCCCCUGCUAUAGGAGAAGGCUGUAGGGGGCAGAAGAGCAGCCGUGCGGCCAUUUUGGCACAGAGUGAUAGCGUUUUGGAUGUAUUUAUUUUGGUGCAGCGUGUCCCUAGGGCUCUUUCUGUCUCUGUUUCCGUCUCAACUCAAGCGUGGAACAGCUUGAUGUGUCACUGGCGUUCGCGCUGUUCCUCUCCCUUAUUUAUUUUUGUCAUUUCAUUUUCUUGUCAUGUUGACAGAUUAGAAAACGGGUGAAGCUGGAAGGCAGGGAGCUGGAAGAAUACCUGGAGAAAGAGAGAAUGAAGAAGGAAGCUGCCAAAAAACUUGAACAAGAAAAAGAGUGAGUCACUGACACUGUUUCUGUGUUUUGGGCCUCAGCUUAUUUACAAUAUUUGGGCACUGUGUGAAUAAUAUUCCCAGAGGUGGGUAUCGUUCUGUGUGUGUUGCGCGCAUGUGCACAGAUUCAUAAAGUUGGUCUCCGGGAAUGAAGAUGUUUUGUCUUUGAGUUGAAGAAAGACAGCGAGAUUGUGUGAGUCUAAUAUAUUUGUGUCUCUCAGGGUGGAUGUGGACUCCAGUGACGAGAGCGACAUGGAGGAUGACCUGGAGCUGCCAGCGGUAGUAAAGACCAAACACCACGACCUGAUGAUGAAGGGAGACGGCGUCCGCAAAGGCAGCUUCUUCAAACAAGCCAAGAAGUCCUACCCCAUGUUCCCAACCCACGAGGAGAGGGUCAAAUGGGACGAGUACGGAGAGAUCAUCAGGUACCGUAGUCAGUUCACUAUUACCCUUUUCACACUAAGGCACUGAUCCAAACUGAGCUGUGCUGACCUGGUUAUGCAUCAACCAUAGAUGCUGGAACCGUGCUGGACAAGACGAUGUGAAAGGGAAAUAUCAGCGCCAGUACAGUUCUGUCGGCACAGAAGUGUAAACAUGCUCUGCACACACUGACUUUUACCUCACUAGAACCUAGAAAUCGAAACAUGAGAUCCCUUUGAAUAAUGACCUAUGCAUUGGAUUUUUUGUUGAAGCGGAGCUAACUUCACAAAAUGAUGUAUUAAUGAAUAUGACUGUCUCCAGACCGGAGGACUUCCUGGUACCAGAGCUCCAGGCCACAGAGGAGGAGAAGAACAAGCUGGAGUCAGGCAUGGCCAAAGGAGACGAACCCAUGGACCAAGAUUCCUCAUCCAAAGUACCCACCAAGUGUACCUCCACUACAGAGAACCUAGAGAUCAAGUAAGUGGGCCUACCCACCUAAAUUUAAAGCAGACUUCUUCAGAGAGCCUCAUUGCAAAAAUCAAUAUGACUCAUAUUUAUAUUCUAAUGAUUUACAAGGAAGACAUAGUGCUGAAACGUGUACGUUUGGGAUUUUAAUGAUCCUUGUGGACAUGCCAAGACUAAAAAUAUAUUUUAAUUUGCAAAGAAUAUUAAAAGCGCCUUAUUCUUUUUCUCUAAUAUGAUUUUUUAUUUAUUUAUUUUAUUUAACCAGGUAAGCCAGUUGAGAACAAGUUCUCAUUUACAACUGCGACCUGGCCAAGAUAAAGCAAAGCAGUGCGAUUACAAAACAACAACACAGAGUUACAUAUGGAAUAAACAAAACACAAAGUCAAAAAUACAACAGAAAAUAUAUAUACAGUGUGUGCGAAUGUAGUAAGUUAUGGAGGUAAGGCAAUAAAUAGGCCAUAGUGCAAAAUAAUUACAAUUUAGUAUUAACACUGGAAUGAUAGAUGUGCAAGAGAUGAUGUGCAAAUAGACAUACUGGGGUGCAAAUGAGAAAAAUAAAUAACAAUAUGGGGAUGAGGUAGUUGGGUGGGCUAAUUUCAGAUAGGCUGUGUACAGGUGCAGUGAUCGGUAAGCUGCUCUGACAACUGAUGCUUAAAGUUAGUGAGGGAGAUAAGAGUCUCCAGCUUCAGAGAUUUUUGCAGUUCGUUCCAGUCAUUGGCAGCAGAGAACUGGAAGGAAUGGCGGCCAAAGGAGGUGUUGGCUUUGGGGAUGACCAGUGAGAUAUACCUGCUGGAGCGCAUACUACGGGUGGGUGUUGCUAUGGUGACCAAUGAGCUAAGAUAAGGCGGGGAUUUGCCUAGCAGUGAUUUAUAGAUGACCUGGAGCCAGUGGGUUUGGCGACGAAUAUGUAGUGAGGACCAACCAACAAGAGCGUACAGGUCACAGUGGUGGGUAGUAUAUGGGGCUUUGGUGACAAAAUGGAUGGCACUGUGAUAGACUACAUCCAAUUUGCUGAGUAGAGUGUCAAGGACCCCCUCUCAGGCAAACCGGCGACCCAGGGACCCCCAUCAUACGUUAGCAAGAAAAAUAAAUGUCUUGUCAUCAGGUGAAUGUUAAUGGCAUGAAAAAGUAAUCAACUUUUUUUUAAAUGAAUAGCUUUGGUAGAUCAUUUUUCAUUAUUUUGAUCUCCCCACAUAAUUGGAAUAGGAAGUAUUAGCUAGAAAGGUAACUCAAACAAAUUUUUUGCUAAGAGUAGCUGGUUAAAGAAAGGUUAGCCAUGUUUUGGCAAAAAUGUAUGUCCAAGUCAAGAAAGCUUACCAGCAGCCAGUGGCACGGCACUUGUAGCCUGUUCACGGGUGCUUUUUCAAAGCCUAUGCCAGAUACUCCAGUGAGUGUAAGUUGCUCAAUAUUAUGAGUUAAGAGAUAAAGUUGGCAUCAUUAGAAAGAACAUUCUCCUCUUUUCUACUGUAGGUACGUCAUUCAAAAUGUGUUUAUUCUACUGUUCCUAGCGAUAUUAAUAAAAACAUUGAAAUAAAACAUGUUUUAUAUAAAUUAUAAUUUUCGCGGACUCCUUACAGUAUCUCUGCGGACCGCCGGUUGAAUACCACUGAUAGUAUUUUUUUUACAUCACAUUUAAAAUCACUUUAUCCUAAUAAUGCAUAUUUCAAAUAUAUGGAAAUGAUACAUUCUUAUCUGAUCAUUCUGUGCAGAGCCAGGGUGACGUACAUCGACUACGAGGGGCGUUCGGACGGCGACUCUAUCAAGAAGAUCAUCAACCAGAUGAAGCCGCGGCAGCUGGUGAUCGUGCACGGCCCUCCCGAGGCCAGCCUGGACCUGGCCGAGUCCUGCAAGGCCUUCACCAAGGACAUCAAGGUCUACACGCCGAAGCUGCAGGAGACUGUGGACGCCACCAGUGAGACACACAUCUACCAGGUCAGUCAGGGGUUAGGAUUUUAUACAAAAUGCCAUGGUAAUUCAAGAUAUUUUGGGACAGAUGCCCUGUAUGAUUGUGAAUAAUUGACCAAUUGACAUAGAAUUUUGUGUUAUCACAAUUCACCAAUCAGAAAGUUGAUGUGCUUUAGUAACUGUAACUAAUCUAACCCAGGUCAAGCCAUCUUAGAAUUCUGAACAUGACAAUGGGUCAAUUGUGUAUAAGGUUUAUAAUAAUAUUAUUAUAAUAUAUGCCAUUUAGCAGACGCUUUUAUCCAAAAGCGAGUUAGUCAUGCGUGCAUAAAUAUUACGUACAGGUGGUCCCGGGAAUCGAACCCACUAUCUUGGCAUUACAAGCACCAUGAUCUACCAACUGAGCUACAUGGGACCCAGUUAAGCAGUUUGCUUGUGUACAGAAACAUUUUAAUGUUAAGCUUAAGCACUUAUACUAUAUAUAUACAUAAAAUAUUGUAUUCUUCCUCCCCAGGUGCGGUUGAAAGACUCGCUGGUGAGCUCGCUGCAGUUUUGUCGCGCCAAGGAUACGGAGCUGGCGUGGAUCGACGGCGUGCUGGACAUGCGCGUGGUCAAGGUGGACACAGGUGUGCUGCCCGAGGAGGGCGUGGUGAAGGGCGAAAAGGGAGCCGGCGAGGAGGCCGCGGAGGAUGGUGAGCUGGACAUGGAAGUGACCCCUGCUGACGACGGUGCCACAGACCAUAGCGUGGUGGCGCAGCAGCGCGCCAUGAAGACGCUGUUUGGCGAGGACGUGCGCGAGCCGUCGGAGGAGAGUGAUGUCAUCCCCACCCUGGAGCCCCUGCCCGCCCACCAGGUGAGAGAUAGAGGGGAAGAGGAGAUGAGAGAGGAAGAGAAGUACCUUAGAGAGAUACUGUGGAUAGACAGAGAGGAGGGUAGAGAAGAGGGGAGGGUUGGCUAUAAUCCCUUAGUCCAGCCAAAGGGAGAGAGGUGAUGGGAAGAGUGCAAAAAGAGGUGGCUUUGUCCUCAGUAGAAGAGGAUGGGAGAGAGCUGACCCCAAGGGAGAGGGAGACAAGAGAGUUGAUCCCAGGACCGUUUUUUAUUCAGAGAGGGAAAUGAUGGGUUGACCUUGUUGGGACAUAAAGGCGGAGACAGAUCGAGGAGUGCCGAUAUGACAAUAGACCCAAAGAGCAGUAGAAUGCACAGGAAGAAAGCUAGCCUGUGGUUAAUUUAGCAAGAGAGAGAAGGGAGUGCACCGAGUUCAACUGAUCUGAGAUCAGAUGUAUAGAAAAUAUUAGUAAUGGGGGGAAAUAUCGAUAGUUACAUAUCGCAAUAUUAUUUUUGGAUGAUAUGAUAUCGAUAUUUGACUCCCAAGUAUCGAUUUGUAUAAAAAAUAGAAUCUAUUUUAUUUAGCUAGAUAGCGUUAGCUAGGUAGCGCUAGUCGGCUGUACCUGCGCCAAAACUCUGGUAUUUUUCAUCCAAUAGCUUGUUCUCCAUCUUCUUUUUAAAUAGUGAGCCAACAUGUUUUCAGCACUUUUGGUUCCAUGACUGAUCAAAACUCAUUUUCUCAUGCUAUCUUGUCUCUGCAGCAGACAUACAGUGGGGAAAGAAAGUAUUUAGUCAGCCACCAAUUGUGCAAGUUCUCCCACUUAAAAAGAUGAGAGAGGCCUGUAAUUUUCAUCAUAGGUACACGUCAACUAUGACAGACAAAAUGAGAAAAAGAAAUCCAGAAAAUCACAUUGUAGGAUUUUUAAUGAAUUUAUUUGCAAAUUAUGGUGGAAAAUAAGUAUUUGGUCAAUGACAAAAGUUUGUCAAUACUUUGUUAUAUACCCUUUGUUGGCAAUGACACAGGUCAAACGUUUUCUGUAAGUCUUCACAAGGUUUUCACACACUGUUGCUGGUAUUUUGGCCCAUUCCUCCAUGCAGAUCUCCUCUAGAGCAGUGAUGUUUUGGGGCUGUCGCUGGGCAACAUGGACUUUCAACUCCCUCCAAAUAUUUUCUAUGGAGUUGAGAUCUGGCUAGGCCACUCCAGGACCUUGAAAUGCUUCUUACGAAGCCACUCCUUCGUUGCCCGGGCGGUGUGUUUGGGAUCAUUGUCAUACUGAAAGACCCAGCCACGUUUCAUCUUCAAUGCCCUUGCUGAUGGAAGGAGGUUUUCACUAAAAAUCUCACGAUACAUGGCCCCAUUCAUUCUUUCCUUUACACGGAUCAGUCGUCCUGGUCCCUUUGCAGAAAAACAGCCCCAAAGCAUGAUGUUUCCACCCCCAUGCUUCACAGUAGGUAUGGUGUUCUUUGGAUGCAACUCAGCAUUCUUUGUCCUCCAAACACGACGAGUUGAGUUUUUACCAAAAAGUUAUAUUUUGGUUUCAUCUGACCAUAUGACAUUCUCCCAAUCCUCUUCUGGAUCAUCCAAAUGCACUCUAGCAAACUUCAGACGGGCCUGGACAUGUACUGGCUUAAGCAGGGGGACACGUCUGGCACUGCAGGAUUUGAGUCCCUGGCGGCGUAGUGUGUUACUGAUGGUAGGCUUUGUUACUUUGGUCCCAGCUCUCUGCAGGUCAUUCACUAGGUCCCCCCGUGUGGUUUUGGGAUUUUUGCUCACCAUUCUUGUGUUCAUUUUGACCCCACGGGGUGAGAUCUUGCGUGGAGCCCCAGAUCAAGGGACAUUAUCAGUGGUCUUGUAUGUCUUCCAUUUCCUAAUAAUUGCUCCCAUAGUUGAUUUCUUCAAACCAAGCUGCUUACCUAUUGCAGAUUCAGUCUUCCCAGCCUGGUGCAGGUCUACAAUUUUGUUUCUGGUGUCCUUUGACAGCUCUUUGGUCUUGGCCAUAGUGGAGUUUGGAGUGUGACUGUUUGAGGUUGUGGACAGGUGUCUUUUAUACUGAUAACAUGUUCAAACAGGUGCCAUUAAUACAGGUAACGAGUGGAGGACAGAGGAGCCUCUUAAAGAAGAAGUUACAGGUCUGUGAGAGCCAGAAAUCUUGCUUGUUUGUAGGUGACCAAAUACUUAUUUUCCACCAUAAUUUGCAAAUAAAUUCAUUAAAAAUCCUACAAUGUGAUUUUCUGGAAUUUUUUCUCUCAUUUUGUCUGUCAUAGUUGACGUGUACCUAUGAUGAAAAUUACAGGCCUCUCUCAUCUUUUUAAGUGGGAGAACUUGCACAAUUGGUGGCUGACUAAAUACUUUUUUUCCCCACUGUAUAGUGAGCAAUAUGUUUGGAACAUGAAAUCGCAAUACAUAUAGAAUCGUGAGAAUCACAAUACAUAUCGUAUCGGCACCGAAGUAUCGUGAUAAUAUUGGAUCGUGAGGUCCCUGGCAAUUCCCAGCCCUAGAAAAUAUGGUUAUGGUUCCACAGAGUCCACAGUCAGAGUCAAGCUGAUCUGAGAUCAGCUGUAAAGAAGCUAUGAAGUUGUAGUUGCACUACAGGGCUCCAAACGGCGGCCAAAACACUUGCAUUUGCGACCCUUUGAUUUGGCAGUGCGACACCAAUUGUUUAUUGAUCGCUAGGGUGCCAGUGAAAAAAGAUUUCGCUGGUCCCGUCAGUUUUUGGUUCACAAUUUCCUUUAAAAAUAUUUAUUAUCAUAAUUUAUUCAAACAGCAAUCAAUGUGUAUGCAAACCAGGUAUUCAAAAAGUUUGGUCCAAAGUCUUGGUUGAAUCUUUGCGAUGUGCAAUUCGGUCAUCAAUUAAAUGUUCCCAAUUAAAUGUUGACUGCAAAGUAGGCCUACCUGGCAGAAUAAUUUAAUGAUGAUUUGUAUCAAUCACAGGGCAUUUGUUUUGCAAACUCUGCCAUCACAUGUAGCCUACACUGUACAUUGUAACCUACAGUACAAAAACACAGCUAGCCAAAUACAACAGUCUCUUACUAGGCGUGGAAUUGAAUUAAAGGGCAAAACAAAUUGUUUGUUUUUUAUUGUUCCCAGACCUCUAAAGUGGUCUGCUGAUGUGGUUCAAGCAUUGUUGUGGACUUGGAACAUCACAUUUUUGUAUUUUUUUUCUAUUAACAAAAAGUGUGAUUUUGAGAGUAAAAUCCUGAAAAACUAACUCGGAAACCUGGAUCAUAAAACCGGGAAAACAGAAUUUUCCAAAAGAUAAAACAGAUUUUAUAGGGCCCUACAACUGUAGAGUGACUGUUAAGAAUCGCUACCAAUAACACCCUUUUUGAGAUUGCAUAAAGGUUUUAUUUUUUCCCCUCCUAACAACAAUGUACACUAUAUAUACAAAAGUAUGUGGACACCCAUUCAAAUGAGUGGAUUUGGCUAUUCCAGCCACACCCGUUGCUGACAGGUGUAUAAAAUCAAGCAACGGCUCAGGCGCGAAGUGGUAGGCCACACAAGCUCACAGAACGGGACCACCAAGUGCUGAAGCAUGUAGCAUGUAAAAUCGUCUGUCCUCGGUUGCAACACUCUCUACCGAGUUCCAAACUGCCUCUGGAAACAACGUCAGCACAAUAACUGUUUGUUGGGAGCUUCAUGAAACGGGUUUCCAUAGCCGAGCAGCCGCACACAAGCCUAAGAUCGCAAGAUGCGCAAUGCCAAGCGUCGGCUGGAGGGGUGUAAAGCUCGCCACCAUUGGACUCUGGAGCAGUGGAAGUGCGUUCUCUGGAGUGAUAUAUCACGCUUUACCAUCUGGCAGUCCGACGGACAAAUCUGAGUUUGGCGGAUGCCAGGAGAACGCUACCUGCCCCAAUGCAUAGUACCAACAGUAAAGUUUGGUGGAGGAGGAAUAAUGGUCUGGGGCUGUUUUUUAUGGUUUGGGCUAGGCUCCUUAGUUCCAGUGAAGGGAAAUCUUAAUGCUACAGCAUACAAUGACAUUCUAGACCAGGCCUGGGUAAUUCCAGUCCUCGGGGGCCUGAUUGGUGUCACACUUUUGCCCCAGCCCCAGCUAACACACCUGACUCCAAUAAUCAACUAAUCAUGAUCUUCAGUUAAAAAUGCAGUUAGUUUAAAUCAGCUGUGUUUGCUAGGGAUGGGGCAAAAGUGUGACACCAAUCAGGCCCCCGAGAACUGGAGUUGCCCAGGCCUGUUCUAGACGAUUAUGUGCUUGCAACUUUAUGGCAACCGUUUGGGGAAGGCCCUUUCCUAUUUCAGCAUGACAAUGCCUCUGUGCACAAAGCGAGGUCCAUACAGCAAUGGUUUGUCGAGAUCGGUGUGGAAGAACUUGACUGGCCUGCACAGAGCCCUGACCUCAACCCAAUCGAACACCUUUCGGAUGAAUUGGAACGCCGACUGCGAGCCAGGCCUAAUCGCACAACAUCAGUGCCCGACCUCACUAAUGCUCUUGUGGCUGAAUGGAAGCAAGUCCCCGCAGCGAUGUUCCAACAUUUAGUGAAUAGCCUUCCCAGGAGCGUGGAGGCUGUUAUAGCAGCAAAGGGUGGACCAACUCCAUAUUAAUGCCCAUGAUUUCUAAAUGAAAUGUUCGAUGAGCAGGUGUCCACAUACAUUUGAUCAUGUAGUGUACCUGAAUGUCAUGUUAAUUUAAAAGAUGGCUAGUCAUUAUUAGCCUGGUUCUAUAUGAAAUGCAGGUUCAUUAUGGGACGCAAGUCAGGUCAUUCUGCCACGCAGCCAUGAAAAAUUGGUGCGAUCAAAUCAUGUGCUGGUGCCAUCAACUGAAAAAGUGGAAAAAGUUUGUCUAGAGCCCUGAACUAAUCCACAGAGAGUCCAACUGAUCUGAAGUCAGAUUUACCAAUAUAUAAACUGUACGGUUGUGGUUCCACAGAGUCCAUUCAGUUCAACUGAUCUAAGAUCAGAGAUGUUUUCAAUAAGGGAUAUACUUUGUGAACGUUAGCUAACACAUUCCAUUUGUUUUGUGUUAGCCAUGAAGUUGCGAAAUGUCACUAUCGUUAGCAAAAAGCCUGAGAAGGUAGUGUGCAGCGAACAUGGGUGUCUUUUUCGGCUCUAAACUGCCACUGCUAUUACAUGUAGUAGGAAUAGCAAAGUAAUUUGCAGUUUGAUUAUUGCCUCUAAAAUGCCACAGUAAUCCUUAGAAAAUAUUUGAUCUUUGAUGUUUCACUGUAAGAUUUUGGAAUGUUCAUACCCUGAUGAAGACAGCUUGUCUGUCGAAACGUUGGUUAUUAAAUUAUUGCAUCUGAGCUCCUAGAGUGUGAGGCUCUCCUUUUUCUUUUUCAAGCAUUCAAAUUGUUUAACUGAAAUUGUUACUCAAAGGCUGCAUUUACACAGGCUGCCCAAUUAUCUUUUUUUCACUAAUUACAUAUUUUGACCAAUCAGAUCAGCUCUUUUGCCAAUAAAUGGUCAAAAUAUCUGAAUGGGCUGCCUGUGUAAAUGCAGCCUUAGUCAAACAUAGUCCUUAGAGUCAUACUGAUCUGAGUUCAGAUGUACAGAAACGGUAUGGUUGUGGUUCCACUAAUCCACAUAGGUUGCGUUUACACAGGCAGCCCAAUUCUGAUAUUUUGGCAUGACCGUGGCAAAAGAGCUCAUCUGAUUGGACAAAAGACCAAUUAGUGGAAAAAAUAUCAGCAUUGGGCUGUCUGUGUAAACGCAGCCAUAGAGUCCAACUGGUCUAAGAUCAGUUGUAUAGAAUGUGUUCUGGUUCUAACCAAUACACACCCUGUCUAACUCACAGAUCCCAGGCCACCAGUCGGUGUUCAUCAACGAGCCGCGACUGUCCGACUUCAAGCAGGUGCUGCUGAGGGAGGGCAUCCAGGCUGAGUUUGUGGGAGGAGUGCUGGUGUGUAACAACAUGGUGGCCGUCCGCAGGGUGAGUUGUCUGUCCGUCUGUCCUUCCCCCCAGCACAGUACAGCCACAGUCAUUCAUUCAGUUCAUUCAGCUCUCUUUGACAGCAUUAGCCAACACCAGCCCUGACCUGCUGUAUGAGAAAGGGGAAAUGGGCCCAAAGGGUGCAUGGGGUGGCAUGUUUUUCAACAAAAAGCUGGGAUACAAAAUGGCAUCCUAUUGCAGACCUAUUAUAUACAGUUGAAGUCGGAAGUUUACAUACACUUAGUUUGGAGUCAUUAAAACUCUUUUUUCAACCACUCCACAAAUGUCUUGUUAACAAACUAUAGUUUUGGCAAAUCGGUUAGGACAUCUACUUUGUGCAUGACACAAGUCAUUUUUCCAACAAUUGUUUACAGACAGAUUAUUUCACUUAUAAUUCACUGUAUCACAAUUCCAGUGGGUCGGAAGUUUACAUACGCUAAGUUGACUGCCUUUAAACAGCUUGGAAAAUCCCAGAAAAUAAUGUAAUGGCUUUAGAAGCUUCUGAUAGGCUAAUUUACAUCAUUUGAGUCAAUUGGAGGUGUACCUGUGGAUGUAUUUCAAGGCCUACCUUCAAACUCAGUGCCUCUUUGCUUGACAUCAUGGGAAAAUCAAAAGAAAUCAGCCAAGACCUCAGAAAAAGAAUUGUAGACCUCCACAAGUCUGGUUCAUCAUUGGGAGCAAUUUCCAAACGCCUGAAGGUACCACGUUCAUCUGUACAAACAAUAGUACGCAAGUAUAAACACCAUGGGACCACACAGCCGUCAUACAGCUCAGGAAGGAGACGCGUUCUGUCUCCUAGAGAUGAACGUACUUUGGUGCGAGAAGUGCAAAUCAAUCCCAGAACAACAGCAAAGGACCUUGUGAAGCUGCUGGAGGAAACGGGUGCAAAAGUAUCUAUAUCCACAGUAAAACGAGUCCUAUAUCGACAUAACCUGAAAGUCCGCUCAGCAAGGAAGAAGCCACUUCUCCAAAACCGCCAUAAAAAAGUCAGACUAUGGUUUGCAACUGCAGAUGGGGACAAAGAUCGUACUUUUUGGAGAAAUGUCCUCUGGUCUGAUUAAACAAAAAUAGAACUGUUUGACCAUAAUGACAUCGUUAUGUUUGGAGGAAAAAGGGGAACGCUUGCAAGCUGAAGAACACCAUCCCAACCGUGAAGCACGGGGGUGUCAGCAUCAUGCUGUGUUGCUUUGCUGCAGGAGGGACUGGUGAACUUCACAAAAUAGAUGGCAUCAUGAGGAAGGAAAAAUAUGUGGAUAUAUUGAAGCGACAUCAGUCAGGAAGUCAGUUUGACCCAAGUUAAACAAUUUAAAGGCAAUGCCACCAAAUACUAACUUCUGACCCACUGGGAAUGUGAUGAAAGAAAUAAAAGCUGAAAGAAAUCAUUCUCUCUACUAUUAUUCUGACAUUUCACAUUCUUAAAAUAAAGUGGUGAUCCUAACUGACCUAAGAUAGGGAAUUUGUACUAGGAUUAAAUGUCAGGAAUUGUCAAAAACUGAGUUUAAAUGUAUUUGGCUAAGGUGUAUGUCAACUUCUGACUUCAACUGUAUGUAUGUACCUAUUAUCUAACUUUAAUUUAAUUGAAAACCAAUUCUUAUUUAUUUACAAGAAUGCUCUGGGGAAGGAACGAUGACACAAAGGAUUAAACAAUCUAUUUUACUCUGUUGUAAGUAGUUUGUAGACUGAAGGGGCAAGACUUAGAACCUAUGUGCAAACAAACAAUUUCUGCUGCGUACAAAAGUCAGCACCACUCCAUCUCUAUUCCACAUCUAUUUGUGGAUGUAAAAGGAGAAAAAACAGUUGUUGGGAGCUUUCGGUGAUUAUGCGUGUGACCCCUCUAACCCUUGUCAAUAUCGCCAUCCCCCCUGUACAGACGGAGGCAGGGCGCAUCGGCCUGGAGGGUUGUCUGUGUGAUGACUACUAUAAGAUCCGUGAGCUGCUCUAUCAGCAGUAUGCUGUGGUAUAGGAGAGAGGAGCAGCCGCAGAGACGGCGUCGGCCAUUACAUGAUCACACAGAGACAUUCCGUUUGGAGGAGAGAGAGUGGAGAGGAGAGCAGACUAUACCCAGAGGACCACAGUGUUCUAGGUGUUCUCCACACACAGGCUACCUGAGCUCCCCUCGAGCGUCUCCAGCUGUUUUACUUCCAACCGCUGUGUUGAUUUUUCCUUUUUUUUACCCCCUUUGUCUGUUUACUGUUGUUAUUUUUAUUGUGCGUCUUUCCCCCUGCAGUGAGAGACAGAUGGGCUCUCCCGUAGUGACCUCUCCUCCAUGCGAACACAUGAUGUGCGAACGAACGGUAACCCUUAGGGUCUUUUUUACCUCUCCUCAAACACCCUCAGCUCUGCACUGGACUGGAGAAUGCUCACCACACAUACGCUGGAGAGUGCCAACAUCGCUUCACAUAGGCUGGAAUGGGUUAAUCUUUUUUUUUUUUUUUUUUUACGUCUCAAUAAA
Molecule: messenger RNA, 22054 nt
Organism: Coregonus sp. 'balchen'
Lineage: Eukaryota; Metazoa; Chordata; Actinopteri; Salmoniformes; Salmonidae
Source: the annotation of a GenBank genome assembly